This is a messenger RNA of Dreissena polymorpha, 3289 nucleotides long. RefSeq lists its product as uncharacterized. Bases 132 to 1559 code for a protein of 475 amino acids. The transcript has 3 exons. Lineage: Eukaryota; Metazoa; Mollusca; Bivalvia; Myida; Dreissenidae. The record is from RefSeq and is a predicted model, not a curated record.
ACAUCAAAAGUAGUUGGAUUUUUCCAUUCAACCUAUCCCUCAAAGUUUGUUUCCUUGUGACAUUUAUAUGAGGUUAUUGUGAACUGUUCUCAUAUUGAUGAAAUCGUCGUGGCAGGAGACACAUUCUACAAAUGGCAGAAGGAGGAAUCGGGUGUACAGAUUCAGAGACUGGAAGUGUCCCCAGACACAGCAGUCUGUACAGUCGUCACUCUCAGAAUUAUGUAGAGAGUGUGUCUGUUGAGAUCUGUACUAUAAUGACCCGGCUGGGAUACGGCGAGGAGAUGAGACGGUGGCGCGUUGCGACGUACAGGGAGUGUGACAGACUGAGAAAUGCACACCUAAGUAAUAGAUCGGCAAGCAAAAGUAUUGGCACUUUAAUCACAGCUGGCAGUAAGGGAGAAGGGCUGACCUGCUCUUUAGAAAGCGACUAUGACAGUCUAUUCUUGCUGAAAAAUGUCAUCUGUUUGGAAGCUGGUAUCAAUCUGUACAGCAAACCAGACGACUUAAAUGUGUACAGGAUGGAUACACAUGUAUAUCCAGGACACUGCAGACUUUUAUUAGAGAGACACACGUCUAGUUGUCUCAAAAUAAUCCACAAUGCUCUGUGUUAUAAUGGAAAUGGGGACGUUCUAUUGAGCAGUAGUUUAUUGUUAGAUGAAUUUUCGUCCCUUUAUGCACAUACCGGUAUACGCGAAGUGGUGCAACAUAAAUGCGUGGGACCGUCAUCACCAAUUUCCGUUUGUGGGAUUUUGCAUACAGACAACGUACUCGGACUUCGAUGUUUAUGCCCAAGUGUCCUACACAGAUGGGCUGACAGGCCCCGUCAUUGGCCGUCACCAGUCAUAGUUCAGAACGUCGUAGCAUUAGGAGCGAUUCUAACACCGGUAGGAUUUAAGGGGAGUGAAUUCAAGCACAUGGAAUGGAGGAUUAACUUUAACCGCGGUGAGGCAGAACUCGUAAGCAACCUUAAUGAUACUCAGGCGAAAGUUUAUGUUAUACUAAAAAUGAUCAUCAAAGAUAUAAUCAAACCAAAAAAUAAAGAAAUAACGUCAUAUAUACUGAAAAACAUAGUUUUAUGGCAAGCUGAACGUAACCCACAGACACGCUUUAGUGCAUACAGUUUGCUUCACUGGCUGCAUGACGGUCUGAGAGAACUAAGGACUGCAAUUGCCAAAAAACAUAUGCCGUAUUACAUGAUUCCUGAACGAAAUUUAAUGGAAGCAUGUGGUAUAAACAAUAGGCUGCAUCGUAAAUGGGUAGCAGAUAUCACGGACAUGCUAGAAGAAGGUCCCGGGGUAAUACUUAGAUUGGAGAAGAUACGAAAGGCUAUUGUCGGAUCCCCGGAGCCUAUGUUGUGGUACAGCAAGAAAAGGAUGGAGCUGGAGAUGCUGAAUCUCGAGAUAAAGAAAAGAGUAGCGCAAUGUGGAUAUGAGAACGAUUUCGUGAACUCGAUAAAUUUUCGCAUUGAAGAGGUAGUGAUAGAGGUGCGACAACGAAUGAUCCAGGAGGGCUGUUCUGUAAAUGAUCUGAAAUAUAUUAAUGACGCAAUGUUAAUGUAAUAAUGAACUAACAUACUAAAAUUACACGUGUACCAUGGCUGUACUAAAGACCACACAUUCACGCAAAUAAUUAAUGUCAGUCAUCGACGGAAUUUACGGCGUAAUAUUUUCCAAUAUAUAUGCAGUAUUUAUUAAAUUAAUGAUUGUAAAAUAAUAAUGAACUAAAAACCCAUAAGCGUAUAUAUUGGUGUUUUGCAUUCUUGAAUAUGGUUGUAAAAUACGAUGUUAACGCAGGUAAGCCAUCUGAUAAAAAAAAUUAGCAUUUAUUGAUGUUUCGUGGAUUGUAAUUUUCAGUUCACAACCGUAUGUUUAAAAAAAAUUCGAUUAAAAAAAAUGUGAGCGACUACCGCAUCACGGAAUCAAUGCUUAAAGUUGCCAAAUGAUUCAUAUGGUUGGGGUUACAAAUAACAAGGGAGUCGUCGUUGACUCAAACAGCUGACUCUCUUGAAGAAUCACUGACGGUGUUAUGGCAAUGUGGAUUUCGUAUCGCCUAAAUAUGUAAUAAAAAGCAAUUCAUAUCAAAGCCAAACACAUUAAUGGUGUCCAUUUUUUCAUUAUUACUACACGGUUAUACUUGUUCUGAUAAAUGUCAAACAUCCCUACUUUUCCCCCAUUAUAAUGAUUUCAAUGAGCUUUAUUCAUAAAAAAAUGAGAGUAAUUAUCAAGACAAACAAAUUAACAACAUCAACAAUAGCUUGAUAUUUUCGAUGACUAUGGUACGCUCUGGAUCGUACAAGAUUGUCUGUUUCGCAUCCGCAUUCUAGACGUGUCUUGAUAUAUUUCCAACAAGCUAUACGCAAAUCUCAGAGUUCGAACUGAUGUUUACCGCAUAAAUGAACAAUCGCGGUGACGUCAGUUGCAGACCCGGGCUGAAUGAACUGAAACAAUAUUCUGAAUACUUCGGUGUUGUACUUUCGCACGAUAAUUUAUCGUUUUAGAAUUGCGGGAUUCUGGCUGAUCGAGGUAGUUGCUAAUAUGUCGAUAAGUCGCAUCUUCUGGUAUACAUCCUAUUUACGUGGUGUGUUACUCCGUGUACCCGAUGAUCUAUAUCCGGUACUUAUACUCUUGGCUCUGUGUGUGUGACUAGGUGUCGGAGAGAUCUGUAAAAUCAUAGCCGGGGGAGUAACACACGCGUACAAUUGAACGAAUACCUCAAAGUAUUGAUGGAUUACAUUAAUGAUGUAAUUACACGUAAAAGUAACCAUAACUGUUUUCUUAAUUAUUUCAUUCAUAAUGAGUAUUUAAUAAGUUCUUACAACUUACAAUUUAAACUGUGUGUUAGAGAAGACAUCACAGUUACAGUUGUCGAUCUUUCUUCACUUUGUAUGCGUUUCAAACUCCGCGAGUCCCUCCAUUUUUGUUAUUACUGAACGGUAUGUAAAAAUUAUUACCUGCUUCUAUUGUGUUACAGACAACACAUGUCUUCUGAGUACGACCUUCUUGACGCAGUUGUCUAAAGCAAAGAGAUUAGUUCAAUCAUAUAUUUUUAUUCGCCAUCCGAUGACAAGCAAUUAGUACAUUUGUUAACUGAGUUACAGAAAAUAUGCCAAUAUUUGACUGACUGUUUUCUCAACAUACUCGUAAUUGAGUUGUUGUUCGUACCCACCGGUUAAUCUUUUCAUCGCACAGUCUGAACGAGCAGAUAUUGUAACGGUUGUCAAUGAGGACUGAGACACUCCUGUCAAGAUAAAUGGCAUUCGCUAUCGUUAUAUCUGCUAUUGUGUUUAUGU